UGUUAAUUUUCUUUCAAUGAAGCAACUUCAUUGACUCACACACGUCCAACAAUUUCAGUCACAGGUGUUUAUGAUUCAGUGGAGGUUGCAUCUAGUUAUAAAACAGUUGCAGUCGCUUUGUAUAGUGCGGAUUGUUCAUUAUAAAAAAAUGGAAGUUUUUGGUUUAGUAGUUUUAUUUCUUGUUGUUGUAGAAUGCAGGAAGUUACCCUCCUUCGUAGAACCCUGCCUACGAACAAACCCGAACAUCACCGCCUGCAUCCUUCACAACGUGGAACUCCUGAGGCCCCGAUUCCUGGCAGGAAUCCCCGAACUCUUCAUCCCCCCGCUGGACCCGCUGGUGCUCCCCAAGGCCUCCCUGGACAGCGGCGACCAAUUCUCCGCUUCCUUCUCGGACAUCCAGAUCUACAACGCGCUUGAUUUUCAGCUGGAGAAGGUCCACUUGGACCUAGAGAAGUUCAGCGUCGAUUUAGCGAUCAUGUUUCCAUCGCUGAGGAUCAAGUCAAGAUACGAAUUGGACGGGAAGCUGCUGGUGCUGCAGCUCAAAGGCCAAGGACUGGCUGAUGGGAAUUACACGAACGUCUAUGGCAAGAUAUUCGGGACCGGCGUUCCAUUCGAGAAAAACGGCAAAACCCACUACAAAAUCGAAGAUUCGAAGAUCGACAUAGACAUCGGCGGCGCCCAUCUCUACUUUGACCGCAUCUUCGGCGACAACGAGGAACUCAACGAGCAAACCAACAAAGUCAUCAACGAGAACAUCAAGGAUCUGAUCGGCGAAUUGAAGCCGGUGGUAAUACAAGUCAUAAGAGGGUUCGUGCUGGGCAUUUGCAAUCGAUUGUUCGAUAGAUACACUUUCGAUGAACUGUUUCCGAACGCUUGAAGGAACAAUUUAGAGAAUAU
This is a messenger RNA of Phaedon cochleariae (mustard beetle), 897 nucleotides long. Lineage: Eukaryota; Metazoa; Arthropoda; Insecta; Coleoptera; Chrysomelidae. The record is from the annotation of a GenBank genome assembly.